AUGACACGCAUGACACACUGAUGCGCGUAACGUCAUCGGAUAUGCGAGGCUGCUAAUCUGUUUGAUAUCAACAACGAUAACUAGACGUCAGGAUGAGUCUUUUUCGAAAUCAGUACGACAAUGAUGUUAGUGUGUGGAGCCCCCAGGGUCGCAUUCAUCAAAUUGAAUACGCCAAGGAAGCAGUGAAACAGGGUUCAGCAGCUGUAGGUUUGAAGUCAAAGACACAUGCUGUUCUUGUGGCAGUCAAAAGGUCGUUUUCUGAGCUGUCUGCGUAUCAGAAGAAAAUUCAUCUUAUUGACAAUCACAUUGGAAUCGUUUUAGCGGGUCUCUCGUCUGAUGGACGAUUGUUGAGUAAGUUUAUGAGGACGGAGUGUCUCAACUCAAAGUAUGCGUACAACAGACGACUGCCGGUGUCUAGAUUGGUCGAUGCUGUUGGAAACAAAAUGCAGUAUCAGACUCAGGUGUAUGGGCAUCGUCCGUAUGGUGUUGGUCUGCUUGUUGCUGGAUAUGAUGAGAGUGGACCUCAUAUCUAUGAGACAUGCCCUUCUGCUAAUUACUUUGACUGCAAGGCAAUGGCCAUUGGUUCAAGGUCCCAGUCGGGAAGAACGUACCUUGAAAGGAAACUUCAUGAAUUUUCUGAUUGCACACUGGAGCAGUUGAUUCAUCACGGACUCAGAGCUUUACGUGAGACGUUACCAAGUGAGACAGAGUUAUCUACAAAGAAUUGUUCAAUAGGUUAUGUAGGAAAAGAUGAUGAUUUCACUGUACUGGAUGAUGAUGCUGUUGAGCCACAUUUAUCUACUUUGGAGGAGAAGGAAAGAGAACACACUGCAGAGGAAAUGGCUGAUGCUGACGCAGUAGCCGAGUCUGUCGAUACGGCACCAACCGAAGAGAUGCAUAUGGCAGAGGGAGAGGACGAGCCUGCGGCUGCCGACCAGAUGGACGUUCUUCAGUAGUCGAGAUGAUUAGAUUUUAUGUUGCUAGACGGCUACUGACAUUUUUCUUCGCAAAGAUUAACAUAUGCUAUCUAACAGGCUGA
Corticium candelabrum is the source of this 1039-nucleotide messenger RNA. RefSeq names its product proteasome subunit alpha type-1-like. Gene Ontology annotation, biological process: proteasomal protein catabolic process; ubiquitin-dependent protein catabolic process. Bases 93 to 956 code for a protein of 287 amino acids. NCBI's taxonomy places the organism in Eukaryota, Metazoa, Porifera, Homoscleromorpha, Homosclerophorida, Plakinidae. The transcript has 14 exons. The record is from RefSeq and is a predicted model, not a curated record. Gene Ontology annotation, cellular component: nucleus; proteasome core complex, alpha-subunit complex; proteasome core complex.